UCUUCCUCUUCCUCUUCCUCGAUACGUAUAUUGCAUCUGUAUCUAUAUGUAUACACGAUAACAUCAUCUCCAUCUUCUUCUGUCAUUUUCAAAUUCGUUUUAUUUUCAAUUUAUCACAUUUUCGUUUUAUUUCCCGUACGUCGGACCUCCCUCGUCCGCCGGUAUCACGGCCAUGGGGACGUCAACAAUUCUCCCAGAUCUCGGAACUCAAAUCGUAAUCCCACUCUGCGCCGCCAUAGGAAUCAUAUUCUCUCUCAUCCAAUGGUUUCUUGUCUCCAAGAUCAAGCUGGCGCACGAGAAACCUUCCCCCAAAAAUGGCUUCAAUGAAUCCUUGAUUGAGGAAGAAGAAGGUCUCAACGACCAUGCCGUUGUUCGUAAAUGUGCCGAAAUUCAAAACGCUAUCUCUCAAGGAGCAACGUCCUUCCUCUAUACCGAAUACCAAUAUGUUGGCGUUUUCAUGGUUGCUUUUGCGGUUUUGAUCUUUGUGUUCCUUGGCUCAGUCGAGGGUUUCAGCACCAGUAGCCAGCAAUGCACGUACGAUAGCAGCAAGCUCUGCAAACCCGCUCUUGCAACUGCCAUCUUCAGCACCAUAUCCUUUUUGCUUGGCGCAAUAACCUCCGUAAUAUCUGGCUUUCUUGGAAUGAAAAUCGCAACAUAUGCAAAUGUCAGAACUACCCUCGAGGCUAGAAAGGGAGUCGGGAAGGCUUUUAUCGUUGCAUUCCGUUCGGGUGCAGUCAUGGGGUUUCUUCUUGCUGCAAAUGGUCUCCUUGUCUUGUAUAUUGCUGUCAAUCUGUUCAAGAUUUAUUAUGGUGAUGAUUGGGAAGGUCUUUUUGAAGCUAUAACUGGUUAUGGACUUGGUGGAUCUUCCAUGGCACUUUUUGGCAGAGUUGGUGGUGGAAUCUAUACGAAAGCCGCUGAUGUUGGUGCUGAUCUUGUUGGCAAGGUCGAGAGGAACAUCCCCGAAGAUGACCCCAGAAAUCCUGCGGUUAUUGCUGAUAAUGUAGGUGACAAUGUUGGGGAUAUUGCUGGUAUGGGAUCCGAUCUUUUUGGUUCAUAUGCUGAGUCGUCUUGUGCUGCUCUUGUUGUUGCAUCCAUUUCCUCGUUCGGGAACAAUCAUGAUUUCACUUCAAUGAUGUACCCUCUCCUGGUGAGUUCCGUGGGUAUUCUUGUCUGUCUGCUCACUACCUUGUUUGCGACCGACUUCUUUGAAGUCAAGACUGUGAAGGAAAUCGAGCCUGCUUUGAAAAAUCAGCUCAUAAUUUCAACCGUCUUAAUGACUAUCGGCAUAGCACUUAUUAGUUGGAUUGCGCUUCCUCCUGUCUUCACCAUCUUCAAUUUUGGAAUCCAGAAAGAAGUUAAGAACUGGCAAUUGUUCUUAUGUGUUGGUGUUGGUUUAUGGGCUGGGCUUAUAAUUGGGUUCGUAACGGAGUACUACACGAGCAAUGCAUACAGGCCUGUGCAAGAUGUCGCUGAUUCUUGCCGAACAGGAGCCGCUACAAAUGUGAUAUUUGGUCUUGCUUUGGGGUAUAAAUCGUGUAUCAUUCCAAUAUUCGCGAUUGCAAUCAGCAUUUUUGUUAGUUUUAGUUUUGCUGCCAUGUAUGGCAUUGCUGUAGCUGCGCUUGGAAUGCUGAGCACCAUAGCCACUGGUUUAGCCAUUGAUGCAUAUGGCCCCAUUAGUGACAAUGCAGGAGGCAUAGCCGAAAUGGCUGGGAUGAGCCACAGAAUUCGCGACAGAACCGAUGCCCUUGAUGCUGCUGGAAAUACCACUGCUGCUAUUGGAAAGGGCUUUGCGAUAGGGUCUGCAGCACUUGUAUCCCUGGCCCUCUUUGGUGCGUUUGUGAGCCGAGCCGAAAUUACCACUGUAGAUGUUUUGACGCCAAAAGUUUUCAUCGGUCUGAUUGUGGGUGCCAUGCUUCCAUACUGGUUCUCAGCCAUGACGAUGAAAAGCGUUGGAAGCGCAGCGUUAAAGAUGGUGGAGGAAGUGCGAAGGCAGUUCAACACCAUUCCGGGACUCAUGGAAGGCACGGCCAAGCCUGAUUACGCCACCUGCGUCAAGAUAUCCACUGAUGCCUCCAUUAAAGAGAUGAUUCCGCCUGGUGCUCUUGUCAUGCUCACUCCUCUCAUUGUCGGCAUUUUCUUUGGCGUUGAAACGCUUGCUGGCGUUCUUGCUGGAGCCCUCGUCUCUGGUGUACAGAUUGCUAUAUCUGCAUCAAACACCGGUGGUGCUUGGGACAAUGCCAAGAAAUAUAUCGAGGCUGGUGGUUCUGAGCAUGCUCGAACACUUGGUCCAAAAGGGUCAGACGCCCACAAGGCGGCUGUGAUCGGUGACACGGUUGGGGACCCUCUGAAAGACACUUCUGGACCUUCUCUAAACAUCCUGAUCAAACUGAUGGCUGUUGAAUCCUUGGUGUUUGCACCGUUUUUCGCUACUCAUGGUGGUCUCCUGUUCAAGAUUUUCUGA
Molecule: messenger RNA, 2461 nt
Organism: Cynara cardunculus var. scolymus (artichoke)
Lineage: Eukaryota; Viridiplantae; Streptophyta; Magnoliopsida; Asterales; Asteraceae
Product: pyrophosphate-energized vacuolar membrane proton pump-like
Exons: 7
Coding region: 173-2461 (762 amino acids)
Biological process (GO): proton transmembrane transport
Cellular component (GO): membrane
Molecular function (GO): inorganic diphosphate phosphatase activity; diphosphate hydrolysis-driven proton transmembrane transporter activity
Source: RefSeq, a predicted model, not a curated record